This is a messenger RNA of Aplysia californica (California sea hare), 3739 nucleotides long. Its product is annotated as putative L-aspartate dehydrogenase. Gene Ontology annotation, biological process: NAD+ biosynthetic process. The transcript is spliced from 8 exons. The coding region runs from base 145 to 972 and encodes 275 amino acids. Gene Ontology annotation, molecular function: L-aspartate dehydrogenase [NAD(P)+] activity; NADP binding. The record is from RefSeq and is a predicted model, not a curated record. Lineage: Eukaryota; Metazoa; Mollusca; Gastropoda; Aplysiida; Aplysiidae.
GCCUAAUGUUGUACUUUCGUUUUCAAUGCACUUGAGUUUUGUCAAAGUCGGCCCGCUCAUACUGGCCCUGAAUUAAACAUUUCAAAUAGAAGGCAAAAACCAAAAAUCAAAGGCAGAAAAAUAACCACUAUUGUUGUAGUCAAGAUGGUGAGGAGAGUCGGAAUAGUUGGCUAUGGGCACUUGGGUCAGUAUCUUGUCUCUGAGAUAGAGAAACGCUCAGAUAUAGAGCUCGCCUUUGUGUGGAAUCGAACUCAAGAGAGCAUGACAGGGAAAGUAGCAGAAGACAUUAUCCUCAAAGAUCUUGGUUCUUUCAAAGAAAGGAACGCCGAUCUGAUUGUUGAGGUCGCUCACCCGAGUAUUUCCCAACAGUAUGGCCCUUCCUUCCUGGCUCACUCGGACUACAUGAUCGGGUCCCCAACUGCCCUCUCUGACUCUGGGCUGGAGUCGAGUCUGCGCGCAGCCGCCCUCCAACACGGUCUCUAUGUGCCCUCAGGGGCAUUUUGGGGUGGGGAGGACAUCAAGAAGAUGGCAGACAGGGGAACUCUGCAGGCCCUCAAAGUGACCAUGAAAAAACAUCCAUCUUGCUACAAGCUGAACGGAGAAAUUGAGGCUCUCAACAAAUCUGUCUCUGACAAGGCAGUGACUUUGUAUGAAGGCAGUGUACGUGGCCUGUGUCCGGUUGCCCCCAACAACGUGAACACAAUGGCAGCUGCAGCGAUGGCUGCAAACAACCUGGGCUUUGACACAGUACAGGGAUGUCUGGUCUCAGACCCUCAACUAAGAGACUGGCAUAUUGUAGAGGUGGAGGUGUGGGGUCCAGGUGAUAUGGCGGCUGGUCGCGCGUUCCACGUGAAGACUGUACGUUCUAACCCGGCCAAUUUUGGUGCAGUCACUGGAUCGGCCACUUACGCUUCUUUUCUAAGCAGUAUGUUGGGAGCACAUUCCAAGGGCUCGGGCGUACAUCUGUGCUGAUCUACACCACAAAAAGUUGUUAGAUCUGUUUCACUUUGCAUUUAUGAUCUCAACUCCAGCAGAGAAAUUGUCAGAUUUUCUCCCUAACAUUUAAUUUCUCCACAGCAGCCAAAAAGUGUUAAAUUAAUAGCAUUUAUUUACAAUAAGCUUAUUGGUCCUCAGACUAUGUAGGCUUUGUCCUAUUAAGAAAUCUGUUAGAAGCUUGUAUACUAAUUUUUGUUUUGUACCUUUAGCUCCUCAUCAGAUUGUUGCCAUCUUUUAGUUGAAAUAACUCCCUAUGUUUAGUUUUGAUGUUAAUCACUUUGAAAACAGUGAAUUCCAUCAGAGAAGACAGGAGCUAGUACUAAUUUGCACUGAAGUACCGAAGAACAUGUGCUUUAACUUGAUUAACCAUAAUCAUUUUGGGUUGGAGAAGAAGAGUUUUCAGAUUGCUGUGACAAAACUUUCAGUUGCCGGAAGUUGGAGCUAAUACAAGAUAACACCCAGUUAAUGCUCUGUUUCAUGCACUGAAAGUAUUUUCAGCUGGACACGAUCCUUAAAUUGUUGAGACUGUAGGCUGCCGAGGUACAUUGGGGGGGUGAGCUGACUUACGGUAACUUCCUGUGAUCUGUACAGCUGUAUUCUUGUAGAUGUUGACUAAAGCUGUUUUGUUUUUCAAUCAAGGGUAAUUACGGGUGUGGUGACGGUAGCAGACAUUGUUUGUGGUUGUUUUGCUCAAUCAGGGGUAAUUACGGGUAUGGUGAUGGAAGCAGACGUUGGACAUGGUCAUUUUGUCUAAUCAGGGAUGAUUAUGGAUGUUGCGCUGAUAGAAUGAUUCCCAUCGUGCAACUGGCAAAUUGCUUUUUGUCUAUAAGUUCGAUUUUUGUGGACGCUUUCCUGUUUCAGGGAAGUAUCCAUUUGAGGGUGUGCCCUUUGAGAAUGUUAAAUCCUUGAACGGCACGAUAUAAUACGUACUACUCAGAAAAAGAAGUCUUCCUGUUGGUGUUUUCUUGGAGAAUCAGAUUUCCUUGUUCCAUUCUUCGCAUAAUAAUGAUAAUAGAUUGCAUUUAUAUAGCGCUCUAUCCCAUACAAGUAUAAGCCCUGGGUGCUGUACAUCAAUCACAGGAUCACUGAAAAGUAAUUGUUCAUUCACACAGGAUAAAAUAUUUCACUGUAACUAGUAAAUGCGGUUCAGCCACAUAAAGAAGAACCAUUACAAUCAUACAUUAAUGAUAUGCACGUAAGGACAGCACUAAAAAGAAAACAUACCAACACCUACUAAUACACUACUACUAAGAAUUAAACAAAUGAGUCUUGAACAGUCACUUAAAUGUUUUAGGAUUUGUUAUUUCUCUGAGAUCCUGGGGUAAGGAGUUACAGAUUUUAGGGUAAAAAAAUGAAAAGUUUCUCUCAACAGAAGUUCUUAAUUUCAUUCUAGAGGCUCUGAAUUUUGCUGCUUCUGUGGAUUACCGUAACUGACGAGGUUGAACGUACUGUGUUAAAGCUCAGAUAGAUUUGAUGGGGCUUUAUUGUUGAGCCUUAAACCAUGUAUCUAUAUUCUGCGCUAACUCUUGGUAUUAACCUAGGUACUUCUUUUUUCUAUUAGUUACAGCUUCAUAUCCAAGAGCUCUUCGCAGGGUGAAGGGCCUUUUUCGUGCUUAACGAGCACCAUAAGAAUAUAUAAGUGUACUUACAGCUCAAGACUACUUUCUAACAAUAUUAGGUCAGUAGUAUACACAUAACAAUAUGUUUCUUAAUCCAACUCCUAUCUGUGGUACAGUUCUCAUUUUUAACCCAAAAAACCCCCAAAUAUUCAUAAACUUUAAAUGUUAUUACUUAACAUAUGCCUUUAUGUCAGAUUUUAUCACAACCCCCGAUGGUGGGAUAAAUACAAUGUACUGUAAAUCUGCUAUGAUUUCUAAUUUGUUAAUCAACAAAGACAAAGAAAACGUUGCUUAUUAGUUCAGGAUUUCCAAAACCUGAAAUACUUUGGUGCAUUAUAUCAAAAGUUACCAGGGAAAAAUGUUUAAUUUUUUCAAGUAGAUGGCCUGUAAUACGUUUUGGAUACCAUUUGUUGCUCUUUAUCACAUGCGUACGCGAAGAGCAAUCUCAUCUCCCAUUAGUUUUUCUUUUCUUUUAGCAUUGGGUAUAUGAUGUAGUUGGAGGAGUAUGUAAGGGUUUAUCUGCUGUGUCGUAGUCAAACUAUGCAUUUUGAGUUUUUGUUGUUUGUCAAAGAAUGUAUUACAAAAUUUUGAGGGUUAUUUUUGUUGUUGUUUUUUAUUGUUUUGUUUUUUUAAAGUGUUGCUCAGCGCUUGCAACUGCAUAAGGUCAUAUGAUAGACAUAACAUAACAGAUGUUUUUGACUGACUAGACAGUGUGCUUUUCACCUGUGGCUUUGGUUACGUCCAGUUUAAGUUUUUUAAAUUUCCAGUUCAUGUGUCGUUGACUGAGUAAUAAUUUUAGGAUGAUGCUCAAUAGAUAUUUCAAUGUUUUGACAUUGUUAAGUCUUGUGAAGACCAUGAUGGAAGGACCAAAGUCACAAACUAAAAAUUCUUGAGUUAUUUCUUUAGUGAUCAUGUGCACUACUGACUACUGGUGUACUUUCGGAAAUUGACAAACCGAACAACGAACUCAUUAACUCAUUGUUUUUGUUUUUUCAUCAUGGUCUUCAUUUGAAAUUAAAUACAUGUUUCUGGGACCACAUGAGCUUUAAUAACCUCCCUCAAGGGAAAAUUGGAGAGUUGCCUUAUUGAUGAUGUCACAUUUCAAUAAAAUAUGUGAUUGAUUG